Phyllopteryx taeniolatus (common seadragon) is the source of this 3995-nucleotide messenger RNA. RefSeq names its product ligase III, DNA, ATP-dependent (gene lig3). Bases 364 to 3426 code for a protein of 1020 amino acids. The record is from RefSeq and is a predicted model, not a curated record. Gene Ontology annotation, cellular component: DNA ligase III-XRCC1 complex. NCBI's taxonomy places the organism in Eukaryota, Metazoa, Chordata, Actinopteri, Syngnathiformes, Syngnathidae. Gene Ontology annotation, molecular function: zinc ion binding; ATP binding; DNA ligase (ATP) activity. The transcript has 20 exons. Gene Ontology annotation, biological process: lagging strand elongation; DNA biosynthetic process; mitochondrial DNA repair.
CGUGUUGCCCCUUUAAACAAAACGUGCUCACUAUAGCAAGUUACAUUGCAUAGCAGGCUGCACCGGAAAUAAUACAUACACAUUUCAAAAUAAUUUACAUGUUGUGGACAAAUUAGCUACGUUCCUUUCGAUAAUAAAGGGUUACAUAUCCACUAUAUGAACACCAGUCAUAUGUGAACUCAUUUCACAAAUAAAAAUACGAAGCAUUGGGGGACUACUUUUACCAUCUAAUCGGAAGUGACCACACUAUAUAUGAAUCGACGAUACCUUGACAGGCGGCUACAACAAUGCCACGCAGCCUCCACUUAAAUCUCGCUGUUACACUUUGCCAAGAAUCUGCAAGAGCGUAAGUUGAAAGUGUUGAUGCAGAGGUGUGUCAUUUUGCUAAUCAAGAAGACCGUGGACCUUCGCCCCCUCGCCCCUCAGCUCCUCCGAGCGUGUGCGUCCUUUUCACGCCUCUCACCUCCGCCUCCUGAAUCCCGCCACCGUCUCCUCUCGCCAGCCGACCAUCACGGAGGCCUCCCGUUCCGCCGCCUCUCCACGCACCCGCCCGACGCCAUGGCGGAGCAACGCUUCCUGGUGGAGUACGCCAAGCGCGGCACGGCUGGCUGCAAGAAGUGCAAGGACAAGAUCGCCAAGGGGAUCGUGCGCAUCGGCAAGGUGGUGCCCAACCCGUUCAGCGAAUCGGCCGGCGAGAUGAAGGAGUGGCACCACGUUAAGUGCAUCUUUGAGAAACUGGAGCGCGCCCGUGCUACUACCAAGAAGAUCGAGGACAUCACUGACCUGGAGGGCUGGGAGGAGCUGCAGGACGAGGACAAGGAGCUCAUCAAUCGACAUGUCUCAGACCUGAUGGCCAAAGUGAACUCGAGUCCCAAGAAGAAGGUGCAGGCCAAGUUGAAUACGUCGGGCAAGCUGAUGUCUCCUCCCGCCGACGCGUCGCUGAACGCACCGCGCAAGUUCUCAGGCUUCACUGCCGCCAAGGCGGGCGCCUCCUCGUCUUCGCCCUUGCCCGCCAAAGCCAACCAGGGCAGUGCUCUGGCCAGCCAACUAUGCGACCCGCACCACAAGGACUGCCUGUUUCGGGAGUUCCGCAAAUUGUGCGCCACGGUGGCCGAGAACAACAGCUACAACAGCAAGACGCAGAUCAUUGAGAAGUUCCUGCGCAAGGGCACCGGCGGAGAUAAAUUCCACGGCGACUUGUACCUGACGGUGAAGCUGUUGCUGCCCGGCGUGGUGAAGAGCGUGUACAACCUCAACGACAAGCAGAUCGUCAAACUCUUCAGCCGCGUCUUCCGAUGCAACCAGGACGACAUGGUGCAAGAUCUGGAGAAGGGCGACGUGUCAGAGACGGUUCGCAUGUUCUUCGAGGAGAGCAAAGCCUCCCCCCCGUCUGCCAAGAGCCUGCUGACCAUCCAGGAGGUGGACGCGUCGCUCACCCGCCUCGCGCAGCUCACCAAAGAGGACGAGCAGCAGGCCGAGCUGGAGGAAAUCGCCAAAAAGUGCACCAGCAACGACCUGAAAGGCAUCAUCCGGCUCAUCAAGCACGACCUGAAGAUGAACGCCGGAGCCAAGCACGUACUGGACGCCGUGGAUCCAAACGCUUACGACGCCUUCAAGGCCUCCCGAAACUUGGGCGAUGUAAUCGAGCGCGUGCUGAGGAACCAGCAGGAGGCGUCCAACGGCUCGGGCCCGAGGAAGCUGCUCACAGUGGAGGCCACGCUCAUGACACCCGUUCAGCCCAUGCUGGCGGAGGCGUGCAAAUCCAUUGAGUACGCCAUGAAGAAGUGCCCCAACGGCAUGUACUCGGAGAUAAAGUACGAUGGCGAGCGCGUGCAGGUGCACAAGAGUGGCGACAACUUCAGCUACUUCAGCCGCAGCCUCAAACCCGUGUUGCCUCACAAAGUGGCCCACUUCAAGGACUACAUCCCGCAGGCGUUCCCCGGUGGUCACAGUAUGAUUUUGGAUGCCGAGGUGCUACUCAUCGACACCAACACCAGCAAGCCACUCCCCUUCGGGACGCUGGGCGUGCACAAGAAAGCCGCCUUUCAAGACGCCAACGUGUGCCUCUUUGUCUUUGACUGCAUAUACUUCAAUGGCAACAGUCUCAUGGAGAGGCCGCUGUGCGAGCGGCGGAAGUUCUUGCACGACAACAUGGUGGAGGUGCCCAACCGGAUCCUGUUUUCCGAGAUGAAGCACGUCACGCGUGCGGGAGACCUGGCCGACAUGAUCACUCGAGUCAUCAGGGAAGGUUUGGAAGGCCUCGUGCUCAAAGACGUGAAGGGCUCGUACGAACCAGGCAAGCGUCACUGGCUGAAGGUGAAGAAGGACUACCUGAACGAGGGUGCCAUGGCCGACACGGCCGACCUGGUGGUGCUGGGCGCCUUCUACGGGAAAGGCUCCAACGGCGGCAUCAUGUCCAGCUUCCUGAUGGGCUGCUACGACCCGGACUCCAAGAAGUGGUGCACUGUCACCAAGUGCUCGGGAGGCUACGAUGAUGCCAUGUUGGCUCGACUCCAGAAGGAACUGGAUGUCGUCAAGAUCAGCAAGGAGCCCAGCAAAAUCCCUGGCUGGCUGAAAAUCGUCAAGAACUACUACCCGGAUUUCCUCAUCCGCAGUCCUGAGCAAGCGCCCGUGUGGGAGAUCACGGGCGCAGAGUUCUCCAAGUCGGAGAUGCACACGGCCGACGGCAUCUCCAUCCGCUUCCCGCGCAUGACGCGCAUCCGCGACGACAAGGACUGGAAGAGCGCCACCAACCUGCACCAGCUUAAAGAGCUGUAUCGCAUCUCCAAGGAGAAUUGCGACUUCAAAGUGACGGCAGGACCGUCCGGCGAAGACAAGGCCUCGUCGGGAGGGGACAGCGGCGGAAACUCGCCCGCUCCGGCCGUGUCAUCGCGUGAAAGCGCCCCACCCAAAAAGACAGGGAACCGUACCCAAGCCAAACGCAAGGUGGUCAAAUCUGAGCCGAGCUCCCCCGCUCUCAAAGCUCCCGCCCCCAAGAAGGUACCAUCUCAUGUUUGUUUGCGCUUUACAAAAACACACAAUGACAAUUUUGACUUUAAAAAAAACUCCCAGGUGAGGAAGAGUGAAAAUGGAGAGCAGAGCAAUGGACACGCCAGGAAGGCAAAGGUGGCCACUCCUCCUCCCCCGCAAAUGCUGGAGUCCAAAAACAACAAGCAGACGCUGCUGGACAUCUUCAGCGGCGUCAAGCUCUUCCUACCGUCUGGCGUGGACGACUUUGCUAAGCUGCGGCGCUACUUCGUGGCGUACGACGGCGACCUCGUGGCCGACUACGACGCCGCCUCGGCCACCCACACGGUGGCUGACAAAGCGGAGGAGGAAGAGGGCGGCGGCGGCCGGGCCCAGCGGGUGUCGGCCAACUGGAUCUGGGAGUGCAUCCGCAAGAGGCGGGUAGUGGCUCCCUGCUGACUUACAACAACAAAGAAAAGAAGCAAUACUUUAUUUGCUCUUUCACUAAUUAAACCUAUAACGCCACAUCUUAGAUUUGUCAACAUGGUAACCUUCUGACACUUUCUAUUAGUGAUUGGCUUUUGCUGUCAUUAGUAACAAAAAGCAACAGGAGGUAAAGCAGAAGCAUUGGGGAACCAUGGACGCUUUAAUUUGUAAUGCAGCCUUUUUGUGUGUAUUUAAAUCAUGAGCUGAGCGCUGAGCAAAUGUGAAAUGGAUGUGUACUUUUUUAAAAUAAAGUCAAGAUGAUGGGGGGGAAAAGUACCGUACCUCAGUGAGUAUAAAGUCAUACUGUGACAAGAAAAAAAAAAUACAUUGAGAAUGAAGUUCACUUAUUUUGAGGGGGAUAAAAUGAGGGAAAAAAAGUAAUAUGAAGUAAUUUUAUUUUAAGAGGUAUUUUUUUGGAAGAAUGUUUAAACUGAUGAGGAAAAACUAACAAUGUAAACAAAUCAUUUUAGAAAAUUCUUAAGUCAUGUGGGAGGAAAAAGUGUCCUCUUUAUAAGAAAAUACAAAUCGCAUGAGAAAAGGUA